This is a messenger RNA of Ceratotherium simum simum (southern white rhinoceros), 2328 nucleotides long. The record is from RefSeq and is a predicted model, not a curated record. Lineage: Eukaryota; Metazoa; Chordata; Mammalia; Perissodactyla; Rhinocerotidae.
CUCGCAUGUCCCGGGAGCUGCCUCCCGCCGCACCGAGGCCUCGCGGGUCGGGCGCGGGGGUCCGCGCCGCCUCGGCUUAGGUGGGAGCGAGGCCGAUCCCGCCCGGCCGGGGUUGGCUUAACGCGGGGGUGUCCACGAACCCGAGACCUUGAACCAAAGCGGAACGCUCUGAAAAGUGAAAGUAGUCAUUUUAGAGCGAGGCGUAGGACACUCCUUUAAGACUAGCUAUGGGACGCCUUGUAUUUGUCCAGUGCCAGGGAUGAAAAAUGAUUGAGGCCCUUUCUUGCCUUCAGGGAACCUGGUAGUCGGAGACACAUUGACCCUCAGUCCUCUGGGAGGGAGUGUGAAGAUGCUUAAAGAGCGUCCAGGGAUGGCGGAAGAGCCUCAGCAGCAGAUGGGUGUUCCUGUGGUAAAACUGGAGAAGGAGUUGCCAUGGGGCAGGGGAAGGGAGGACCCUAGUCCUGAGACUUUCCGUCUGAGGUUUCGGCAGUUCCGCUACCAGGAGGCAGCUGGUCCCCAGGAAGCCCUCAGGGAACUCCAGGAGCUCUGUCGUCGGUGGCUGAGGCCCGAGCUGCACACCAAGGAGCAGAUCCUGGAGCUGCUGGUGCUGGAGCAGUUCCUGACCAUCCUGCCCCGCGAGUUCUACGCCUGGAUUCGGGAGCAUGGCCUGGAGAGUGGCAAAGCCCUGGUGGCCCUGGUGGAGGAUUUCACAGAGAGAGCGUUGGAGGCCAAGGCGGUUGCAUGCCACGUGCAAGGAGAACAAGAGGAGACAGCACUCUGCAGAGGCCCUUGGGAAACAGGUGUCCACCUGGGGCCAGUGGAGGUCAAGCCCGAGUGGGGGAUGCCCCAUGGGGAAGGAGUUCAAGGCCUCAACCAAGGCACCAAGGAGCAGCUCAGUCAGGAUCCUGGAGAUGGGACGCGGGCCUUCCAGGAGCAGGCUUUCCCAAUUCUUCAGUCUGGUCCUGGCCUUCCCACAGUGAACACCAGAGACCAAGAGAUGGCAGCUGGGUUCCUUACAGCUGGAUCCCAGGGGUUGGGGCCAUUUAAGGAUAUGGCCCUGGCCUUCCCCGAGGAGGAGUGGAGGCACGUGACCCCAGCCCAGAUAGACUGCUUUGGGGAAUACGUGGAACCUCAGGACUGCGGGGUCUCACCUCCAGGCAUUGGGAGCAAGGAAAAGGAGGAAAAAACCCAGCAGGCAGACCUCAAGGGGGCGCUUGCUCGGGUGACGUCAGAGAGGUUUGGGGAAGCCGCUCUCCAGAGCCCUGAGCUUGGAAGAAUCUGUGAGCAGGAGCCCGGUAGCUCUGUGGGAAACGUGCCAGGGCCUCCUCCUCCCCAGCAUGGCGUCAUACCCCUGCCUGAUGACCUCAAGACGCACAGCUCCUUCUGGAAGCCUUUUCAGUGCCCCGAGUGUGGAAAAGGCUUCAGUCGGAGCUCAAAUCUUGUCAGACACCAGCGCACCCACGAAGAAGAGAAAUCCUAUGGCUGCGUUGAGUGUGGGAAAGGGUUCACUCUGAGAGAGUACCUCAUGAAGCACCAGAGAACCCACCUGGGAAAGAGACCCUAUGUGUGCAGCGAGUGCUGGAAGACCUUCAGUCAGAGGCACCACCUCGAGGUCCACCAGAGGAGUCACACGGGGGAGAAGCCCUACAAAUGUGGUGAAUGCUGGAAAAGCUUCAGCCGGAGACAGCAUCUUCAGGUGCAUCGGAGAACUCACACUGGGGAAAAGCCCUACACCUGCGAGUGUGGCAAAAGCUUCAGCAGGAACGCCAACCUGGCCGUGCACCGGCGAGCCCACACCGGGGAGAAGCCGUAUGGGUGCCAGGUGUGUGGGAAACGGUUCAGUAAAGGGGAGCGGCUGGUCAGACACCAGAGGAUCCACACCGGAGAGAAGCCCUACCACUGCCCUGCCUGUGGGAGGAGCUUCAACCAGAGGUCCAUCCUUAAUCGGCAUCAGAAAACUCAGCAUCGCCAGGAGGCUCUGCUGCAGUAAGGACGCCCUGCAGAAAUGCUCCUUUUUUGCUAAUGGAAGGUGUGGAGAAGGUGGGACCUUCCAGGACCCCUAAGUGGAGGGAGACCUCGUUGGAGAAUGCAUUCAUCUUUAUUCACUGAAGUGCUUUGGGGGCGCAUUGAGGAAUGAUGGGGUGCAGAAAGGCACUUCGACCCAUCUUCUUUCCACUCAUUCUCAAACAGGAAAAGGGCAAGGCCUGGUAUAUUCUGAGUUUCCAGAGAGCACAGCUCCUCACGUCUCUUAUCCAAAUGGUGCUAACAAUUUUUCUUACCGUCUUUUGGGGAAACGAUAUCCCGAGUUUCAGUUCAGGUUGAGGUUUU